UCCGUGUAGCGUGGUUUCCAUGUGCGUUUGUGUCUUGCAUAUAGUGAACUAGAAUAUAUUCUAGUUCAUUAUAGUCUUACACGUCCUGCCGUCUUUCGCAGGCUAUAUUUCUUGUUAGUGCUGUUUAUUUAGCUGCAAUAUGCUGCGGCGGCUCGCUCGCGAAAGGCGAGAAUACUUGUACAGAAAAUCAAUCGAGGACAAAAGGAGAACCAUCGAAGAGAAAAAAGAGCGCUUAAAGCAAGCUCUAGAAGAAAACCGCCCGAUUCCCUAUGAAUUACGCGAGGAAGCUCUGAACUUGCAGCGUUCCUUGGACUGGGAUGAUCCCGGAGGUGAAGGUGUGGUGAGUCAUGAAGAUGACGAGUACCGAUGGGCAGGGGUACGUGACCCCAAGAUCGUCGUUACAACUUCCAGGGAUCCAAGUUCCAAGCUAAAGCAGUUUGCCAAGGAAAUCCGACUGAUCUUCCCUAAUUCUCAGAGGAUGAAUCGUGGUGGCUAUGAAAUGAAGCAACUCAUUGAAGCCUGCCGUGCAAAUGAGGUCACAGACUUCAUUGUUGUUCAUGAGACCAGAGGCAAUCCUGAUGGCCUGGUGGUCUGCCAUCUUCCAUAUGGGCCCACAGCCUAUUUCACUAUACUCAACACAGUCAUGCGGCAUGACAUCCCGAACAUUGGCACAAUGUCUGAAGCCUAUCCUCAUCUGAUCUUCCACAACUUCAAGACCAGGCUUGGAAAAAGGGUGGUCAGCAUACUCAAGUACCUCUUCCCUGUCCCAAAGGAGGACUCGCACCGUGUCAUCACCUUUGCCAACCAGGAUGACUACAUAUCUUUCAGGCAUCACACUUUCAAGAAAGAAGGAAAAGACUACCAGCUUCAGGAAGUGGGACCACGGUUUGAGCUGAAAUUGUAUGAAAUCAAGUUGGGUACACUUGACGCCGCUGCUGCACUGGAUGUCGAAUGGAGCUUGCGGCCAUACAUGAACACUGCCAAGAAACGAAGAUUUCUCAGCGAUGAGGAUGCCUUUGAUAAUGAGGGGACUUCAAAAUAAAUGCUUGAAUAAAUAUGAGAGAGACUGCCUAAAGAAA
Messenger RNA from Dermacentor silvarum, 1079 nucleotides. RefSeq names its product U3 small nucleolar ribonucleoprotein protein IMP4. Gene Ontology annotation, molecular function: rRNA primary transcript binding; snoRNA binding. Gene Ontology annotation, cellular component: small-subunit processome; nucleolus; Mpp10 complex. The transcript is spliced from 9 exons. Bases 140 to 1042 code for a protein of 300 amino acids. Gene Ontology annotation, biological process: rRNA processing. Lineage: Eukaryota; Metazoa; Arthropoda; Arachnida; Ixodida; Ixodidae. The record is from RefSeq and is a predicted model, not a curated record.